This is a messenger RNA of Haliotis rubra (blacklip abalone), 579 nucleotides long. RefSeq lists its product as uncharacterized. The transcript is spliced from 6 exons. The record is from RefSeq and is a predicted model, not a curated record. Bases 52 to 486 code for a protein of 144 amino acids. Lineage: Eukaryota; Metazoa; Mollusca; Gastropoda; Lepetellida; Haliotidae.
CCGGUGUUUUCUGGUGAGAAUUCUUUGUUUUCUUCUCGCAGAAUCUGAACCAUGGAAUCUGUCUUGUCUCUCGCUCUACUGUGCGCAUGCGCCCUUGUAUGUUCCGGUGCUGUUUACGACCGGUAUCCAUCCUACGGCCAGUACCCGGAUGUACAGUACAAGGAUCAAUAUGUCCUAAACAACUACCCUAGCAACCAUUAUCCUACUGAUGUGUGGGGAGGACGUUCUCAAGGACAUUAUAGAAGGUACCGACGAUCUGUGCCAUCCUAUGGAAAUGGAUACCCGAGUUACAGACAGACCUACCCGUCUAAUGACUACCCUACCUAUCCCGCACACCAACCUUCCUACCCAUCAAAACACAUCCCGUCCUACCCUGAUCACGUGAACACCUACCCUGGACAUCAAGACACCUACCAACAAGGUCACCGACAGGACCAGUGGGGACACAAGUCAGGCAACCAGAAAUAUGAUUCUUACCGGGGAUGAAGACAUAAAUGAAACGAAUAAGUCAUCCAUCAUAUCCAGGCGUGAAAUCCUCACUACAUAAUCUGCUAUGUACAAGUCUUUCAAAUAAAUAAA